GAGCCCGCGGGGGAGGGGGAGCCGCGGAGAAGGGUCAGCCGCGGCGGCAGGGCGGCGGCGGCAGCGGCGCAGCUCCGCUCCCCGCGCGUCUCCCGUCCCCGCGCCCAGGUGGGGCGCGCACCCUCCGCCGCCGGGAUGCGGCCGGCCGCCGGGCGCGGAAGCCGCCCGGCGCUGCUCGCGCUCCUCACCUGCUCCCUGGCUUUUGCUUUGUUUUCUGAAGCUACAAAGAAAGAGGUCACGCGGUCUCAGGGUUUGGAGAAUACAAGUGGUAUAUCGAGGAGAAAUGACAUAGACUUAAAAGGAAUUGUAUUUGUCAUCCAGAGUCAAAGUAAUUCUUUUCAUGCAAAGAGAGCAGAACAAUUAAAAAAAAGCAUCUUAAAGCAGGCAGCAAACCUUACACAGGAGCUCCCCAGAGUCCUCCUCCUCCACCAGCUGGCUGAGCAGGAGGGUGCCUGGACCGUACUUCCGCUGCUGCCACACUUUUCUGUAACAUACAGCAGAAAUUCAUCAUGGAUUUUCUUCUGUGAAGAAGAGACAAGAAUACAGAUUCCGAAACUCUUAGAAACACUCAGCAGAUACGACCCCUCGAAGGAAUGGUUUUUAGGAAAAGCGUUACAUGAUGAAGAAUCUACAAUAAUUCACCAUUAUGCCUUUUCUGAAAAUCCUACAGUUUUUAAAUAUCCAGACUUUGCUGCUGGCUGGGCCCUUAGUUUCCCACUUGUAAACAAGCUUUCCAAGAAAUUAAAGAGUGAAUCCCUGAAAUCCGACUUUACAAUAGAUUUAAAACAUGAGAUUGCCCUCUACAUCUGGGACAAAGGCGGGGGGCCUGCCCUCACCCCGGUGCCUGAGUUCUGCACAGACGGCGGGGACUCCGGCUGUGCUACCACAUUCCAUUCCUUUCUACCACUUUGUGGAGAACCAGUGAAGAAGGAGAAUAUUUUUGUUGCAGUAAAAACAUGCAAGAAAUUUCAUGGUGACAGAAUACCCAUCGUAAAGCAGACCUGGGAGAGCCAGGCGGGUCUCAUCGAGUACUACAGUGACUAUGCGGAAGGUUCCAUCCCUACGGUGGAUUUGGGAAUUCCUAAUACAGACAGAGGUCAUUGUGGAAAGACAUUUGCCAUUUUGGAGAGAUUUCUGAAUCGUAGCCAUGACAAAAUAGCAUGGUUAGUUAUUGUGGAUGAUGACACGUUAAUAAGCGUCUCCCGGCUCCAGCGCUUGCUCAGCUGCUACGACUCCAGCGAGCCCGUGUUCCUGGGAGAGCGCUACGGCUACGGCCUGGGCACCGGCGGCUACAGCUACGUCACGGGCGGAGGAGGGAUGGUCUUCAGCAGAGAGGCCAUCGGGAGACUUCUCGCCAGUAACUGUCGAUGCUACAGCAAUGAUGCCCCCGACGACAUGGUCCUGGGGAUGUGCUUCGGCGGGCUGGGGGUCCCUGUGACACACAGCCCCCUCUUCCACCAGGCCCGGCCAGUGGAUUACCCUAAGGACUACCUUUCUCAUCAAGUUCCCAUCUCGUUCCACAAACACUGGAACAUCGACCCAGUGAAGGUCUAUUUCACGUGGUUGGCUCCCAGUGAGAAAGACAAAGCCAGGCAGGAGACUCAAAAAAGUUUUAAAGAAGAGUUAUAAACCAUGGUGGCCUCCGAGCACAGUUUGGGCAGGAAACAAAGCUGGACUGUGGCGUCGUCCCGCUGUGCUGUGCUCACACUGCUCGUGUCUGCUGUGUGGCAUCGGACGCUUCCUGACUUUAGGUGGAAAUUGUGUAUAUGGUAUGUUUUGAUGGGGGAAGAAAAGGAGUUGAGGGGAAACAGAUUUUUUUUUUCUGGGAAAAAUCACUUGCUUUUGACUUAAGCAGUUGUUGUAACACAUAGUGAUUACUGUGCAUUUUUCAAGCUGUGGUACAGCAGCGUUAUUACUCUCACCGGAAAAUAAAUGGUGCCAGAAGUCCUUCUGUUCGCUCUCUUCAUUGUACUGGAAGGUUCAGCUGGGCAUGAGCCGGGAGAGAUGUGACCGUCUGUUCUAUACACACAUAAAGAAGAGUGAACGUCCUUGACGUGGAUAUUGCCAAUGGGAUGAACUUUUAAACCACAUUAUUGAUGAUGAAAAUUAUUUCCUGGGAACUCAGUAGGAAUAAUGCUAUGUUAAGGAUCAUUCAUAAAACAUCGUGAGAAGCUAGAUAUGAAAUCCCCUGUAGUCUAUAAUCGUGGAUAUGUUUUAUCUAUUCUUUUGCUGUUUGUGCCUCAUAAAAGAGAAUAAGAGAUCUUCUGCCAGAGCUUCCUAUUUCUUGAGAAGUUCGUCUGUGUUCUGUUUCUCCCUGAAGCCUAUCUUUAUGGCCUACUUGUAACAUGAAAGUGUAGCGGAUGCUGCCAGAAAAUAGUGUCCUCAAUAUUUUAAAACAACGUUGACAUGAUUUAUUCAACCCAGCAAGCUCUGUGUGCGUCUCAGGAAGUGAAUUAAAUCUGGACCAUGUGUUUUACUCUAGUUCUUCUUUGAAUGUUACCUAGUGACUCUCUCCUGACUCAGGAUGGACCCCCUCAGUGCGCCGUGAAACCCGUGAGGAAGGACAAUAUGGUGAUCUGGCAGUUUCUCUGGGUUCUUAGAGAAUGAAAUUUGAACAUAGUAUUUUGAAACAGUUCUAAUUUUCAAAUUAUAUCUUUAAUAUAUAGUAAUUUAACACAUUCAGCAUUAAUGUAUAAAAAGUACUCUGUAUUUUUUUAUGUUUUUAAUUAUGUGAUUCAGUUUUGUAAAGGUAUUUGCAUAGAAUUUAAUUUUAAUGUUUUCAGCUAAUUUUGGUAAAGUUAGUUUCCCCUCUUUCUUUUCUUUCUUUUUAUUAAAAGCACUAUUCAUUAACUUUGUUUAUAAUGCUUUUUAUAGCCAAGCACAGAGUUAAAAGCCAUACCACCAAAAGUACCUGUGUGGUUUUUAAGAACGUAGUUUUUUUUUGCAGCUUAGAUGACUCGUUUGCAAAAUGAUGCAGCAGUAUUUACCAUUUUUCCAAAUCAGCAACUACCAGGACUAGUGUGUUGCCGUGACAAGGGAAUCCAUUGGAUUAAGUUUUGUGAAAAUGGACCUUGUGGCCCAUCCUGGGAAUGGGAGGAGCAGCUGUAUGGGAGGCACCAGAAGGAUCUCUAGAUCCCACCCGGUUUUUGCGGACAGCCUCAGCUGUGCUGCCAUCCUAGCUGGGGUUGUUGGCAUCACUCCCACGGUAGUCCCUUCCGUCAUCUAUCAUAAUACUCCUGGAGGGCUCUGGCUGCCUGCACCUGCAGAAAAGAGUCUUUGGUUCUUCUCCUCCUGCCUAGUAAUUGUCACCCCUCAGAGGACCGCAUGCUCACUUGACGGGAUCGAAUCCGGCAUCAGUAUGUGAAGAUCCACAUCGGGUUUUCGUCUGUGGUGUGAUCAGUGCCUUCUACUGACGCAGGAGCACCUCCGCUGGUACUUUUAGGUGUUUUGUUAACUACGUUUACUUUUUGGAACUGUGUAAGUCUAAUCACGAAUAAAAAGAUCUUUGCCUAA
Molecule: messenger RNA, 3513 nt
Organism: Lemur catta (Ring-tailed lemur)
Lineage: Eukaryota; Metazoa; Chordata; Mammalia; Primates; Lemuridae
Gene: B3GLCT
Product: beta 3-glucosyltransferase
Exons: 15
Coding region: 136-1629 (497 amino acids)
Cellular component (GO): membrane
Molecular function (GO): acetylglucosaminyltransferase activity
Source: RefSeq, a predicted model, not a curated record